Sinocyclocheilus grahami is the source of this 380-nucleotide messenger RNA. RefSeq names its product E3 ubiquitin-protein ligase RNF31-like. Gene Ontology annotation, biological process: protein linear polyubiquitination. Bases 42 to 368 code for a protein of 108 amino acids. The transcript has 4 exons. Gene Ontology annotation, cellular component: LUBAC complex. Gene Ontology annotation, molecular function: K48-linked polyubiquitin modification-dependent protein binding; linear polyubiquitin binding; ubiquitin protein ligase activity. The record is from RefSeq and is a predicted model, not a curated record. NCBI's taxonomy places the organism in Eukaryota, Metazoa, Chordata, Actinopteri, Cypriniformes, Cyprinidae.
CUAACUGCAGGUUCCAGUAUGCCCUGGCCAGGGGUGGAUGUAUGCACUUCAGUUGUUCCCAGUGCAGGUAUCAGUUCUGCAGUGGAUGCAACAACCCCUUCCACACAACGUGUGCAGUGAACCAGUGUACUGUGACAGGUCUGCAUGCCCAUCACCCCAGAGACUGCCUCUUCUACCUCCGAGACUGGGAGCCCGCCAGGCUUCAGGCCUUACUGCAGAAAAAGGGGGUGAACUACAAUACUGACACUGCACCAGGAGCACAGACUGGUGUGUGUGGAGUGAUCGAGCAGAAAGAUGAAGGGCCUCGUCCAACUGAUUCGCCGUGUGGGGCUCAGACUCAGCCAGCCCAGGCAGGACUCUGCGAGUGAGUGACGACAUUG